AUGAAAAAUUACACUGAUGCUGGUCAUAUGAGAGGGAAAUAUUACAAUAUGUCGGAUGAAGUUCCAGAAUUUACAUCCGAUUAUAGCAAAUUUGGAGUAAAAGGCUAUGCCGUGUUUUGGCACAUGCUCUUGCUUAGUUUUGUCAAUAUGGCAUUUGGCAUUUUCCCCUCCACAGUCUUCAUAGGAUUAACCCUAUCAGUAAUAUACGCAUGCACCGCUUCUCUCGACUUUAUCCGUGGCCAACCGAUGACAUGUCCUCGAAAGUACGACCCAAAAUUUUAUGCGAUACCUGGGAUUGACAAUCCGCUUAACUUAACAUGUCAAUAUCACAUUAAAGUAGCCAUUGCAUCUUGGGUAAACGUAGGAAUUUUCGUGUUUUGCAUUCUAAUUUAUUUUUUAUUUAUUCCAAUGGGAAUAAUGGCUUAUAUAACGAGUGUAAAAUUAGCACAAUUCAUUAAAAACGAAUGGGCGUAUAGGAAGGAUUGUUAUGUAGAAUGGAAGUUGCAAAAAGAUUAUCUGAGAAAUGAAAGGGACGGUUCCAGAAAUGUAAAUACGGAAACCAGAAAUGUAAAUACGGAAAGCAGAAAUGAUGUUGCAAUUGAUAUAAGUAGAAAUUAA
Messenger RNA from Acaulospora morrowiae, 618 nucleotides. NCBI's taxonomy places the organism in Eukaryota, Fungi, Glomeromycota, Glomeromycetes, Diversisporales, Acaulosporaceae. The record is from the annotation of a GenBank genome assembly.